AUGGGAAAUUCAACACCUACAGAACCAGCCCCCGCCUACGAAGACUUAUUCCACGAGCGCGGUUCCAGCUCACGAAAUGGCUAUGCCAUGGUCAAUCAAACAGACAACAUCCAUGAGCAGCGAGACGUGGAGCAGGGUCACCACGUUCACGGCGUCCCCGACGUGACGGCUGAUACAUCAGAGCCGGAUCAACACACUCACUGUGCAGAAUGUGAUCGGCUACGGGAGCGCAGGGAAAGUCGCGAGAAUGGACAGAGAGCUUGUGCUAUGGUUGCGAAGACUUUCAUCUUUAUCUCUUUGUUUUUGAUGAUAUUGGGGAUUGUGGGUGUUCAGGCUUGGAAGGAGGUUCGUAUGAAGAAGUUACAUGGUUAG
This is a messenger RNA of Penicillium concentricum, 372 nucleotides long. RefSeq lists its product as uncharacterized. Lineage: Eukaryota; Fungi; Ascomycota; Eurotiomycetes; Eurotiales; Aspergillaceae. The record is from RefSeq and is a predicted model, not a curated record. The transcript has 2 exons. The coding region runs from base 1 to 372 and encodes 123 amino acids.